GUGGGACUCUGAAGUCUCUACCUAAGGUUUGGUAACACGGUAUAACUGUGUGACUGUAAGACAUCGARUGUGUGACAGUAAACGGUUCCCUCCUUUCACAUCAUCUCUCUAAACCAAGUCUCCUUUCCCCAGCUACGUCUGCAGACCGUUUCUACCGUAUAGACAAGGCCCAGGAGCACCUGCACUAUGUGACAGAAAUCUGCCAGGAAGAGGUGUUUAUCCUGGACCAAGAUGGACUAGCGGGGGGACCGGCCACAGGCAUGCCUGACCUGGUGGUGGAGCCCAACUCUGGGAGCCCUCUGACGUCUGAGGAACAAGCAAUGCUGACGGCUGCCUCCUCUGGGGACCUGACUACGUUGUCGGGCAGCUUCUUUCGCGGGACCAGCCUCCUGGUGAGGGAUUUUACUGGUUGUAGUGCACUACACCUGGCCUCUCAGCACGGACACACUGAAGUGGUCCGCUUCAUACUGGAGCACGGGUCAAAGGUGCUCCUGGAUUUAACCAACAGAGAAACAGGAGACACUGCCUUGCACAAAGCGGCCUCUCAGAAGCAUCACACUGUGUGUCGUCUUCUCAUGGACUCCGGAGCUUCCCUCAUCAAGACCAACUUCAAGGUUAGAACCUCACACACGCACCUACUCAUACUGCACCACACACACAGUCAAACCACAGUAGAGGAAGCUCGUGAAUUGCGGGGGACCAAAGAGCUGGCUUUCCUACCUUGA
Messenger RNA from Salvelinus sp. IW2-2015, 725 nucleotides. NCBI's taxonomy places the organism in Eukaryota, Metazoa, Chordata, Actinopteri, Salmoniformes, Salmonidae. The record is from RefSeq and is a predicted model, not a curated record.